Messenger RNA from Westerdykella ornata, 1369 nucleotides. RefSeq lists its product as uncharacterized. Gene Ontology annotation, cellular component: cytosol. Gene Ontology annotation, molecular function: RNA binding. The transcript has 2 exons. The record is from RefSeq and is a predicted model, not a curated record. Bases 410 to 1189 code for a protein of 259 amino acids. NCBI's taxonomy places the organism in Eukaryota, Fungi, Ascomycota, Dothideomycetes, Pleosporales, Sporormiaceae.
AACAGAACUCAGUUGUUUGAGAGCUCCAUUGUCGAGGUUGUUCACAUUCCUUACGGGGAAAUCAUUGUUACAUUGCCCCCUCUCCGUCCAAGACCUCCAAUCUCGACCUGCUACAGCAACAGGUCCUUCGCAGCACAACCACCGGUCCCGCUUCAGGCACUGGAAUACCCCGCGGUAUUCUGCCCGAACAACUGUCGCGUGUCCCCCGCACUCCCUAUCUCUCCCACCACAAACCUUCGCCCACAGCAGCGGCGUCCUGAGCGACCUGAACCGCCACAUUCACUAGAUAGACAGAGAACGUGAACGACGAAUUCGACUCCGCCUCUUGCACCGACUCCCAACCCGCAACCCCGAUUUUUCUCACAACCCCUCCUUCACCGAUCCCCAAAUCGAACGACCCGUAGCAAUCAUGUCUUCCGCACGAGGCCGCGGCGGCAAGUUCAACAAGCACAAGAGAGGUGGAGGGAAGCACUAUUCGCGCGACUUGCAGCCGCUGAAUGCGGAUGGUGAAGUCAUGGGCAUGUGGGAUAUCCAAGCCACCAAAACCAAACCCAUCGACGAAGAAUCCUCCGAAGAAGACGAAGACGAGGAAGAAGAGGAAUCCUCCGAAGACGAGGCCGGCCCCGCCCAACCCCAACAGGAGGAAAUGACGCGCGAACAGCGCCGCGCGGCCGCCAAAGCCCGCAAAGCCGCCGCCAUCGCGAAGCAGCAGCAAAAAGUCGCCGCACCGGGCGACCUCCCCACGGACAGCGAGGAGGAAGAGGAAGACGCCGGCGAGGGUUCGGACGACGACGACAUGCCCGCGAAUCCGAACCACACGGCCAAAGCCCGAAGUCAGGCUGCUAAGCCGUCCGCCGCCGCCGAGGACGGCGACGACAAGGGCAAGAAGAAGGCCGUGGAUCCGAGCCAGCUGUCGCGCCGGGAGCGCGAGGCCCUGCAGGCGCAGCAGGCGAGGGAGCGGUACGAGAAGUUGCACGCCGAGGGAAAGACGGACCAGGCCAGGGCGGAUCUGGAGCGGUUGCGGCUGGUGAGGGAGAAGCGGGAGGCGGAUGCGGCGAGGAAGAAGGCCGAGGCGGAGGAGAGGGCGGAGCACGAGAGGGCCAAGAAGGAGCAGCUGGAGAGGGAGGCGAAGAGGAGGGAGCAGGCGGCUAUGAAGAAGGCGCCGAAGAAGGGGGCGAAGAGGAAGUAGAGGUUGGAAGUUGGAUUGUAUAUCGCCAUGGGCGUUUGUCGGCUUGGAGCGAGAGGUGAUUUGCCGCGAGGAUGGACUUGGGUACAUACAGAUUGCGAUUCGGAUCAUGAUAGAAAUGCAUGGAGUAGUCUGGCUCUUGUGGAGUCGGGUUCUCACGUUUGUUUCCUCAUUGAAGGGCGC